Molecule: messenger RNA, 3324 nt
Organism: Heterostelium album PN500
Lineage: Eukaryota; Evosea; Eumycetozoa; Acytosteliales; Acytosteliaceae
Exons: 13
Coding region: 1-3324 (1107 amino acids)
Source: RefSeq, a predicted model, not a curated record
AUGAUAAAUAUUGAUAAUAUUAAUAAUAAUAGUAAUAGUAGUAGUGGUAAUAGGAAACAAUUCGAACAACAACAACAACCUACCUUUCCUCUAAGAAAUGAACCUACCACAAUAGACUCUGAAUCAACUUCACCUUCCACCACCAUAGUAUCAACAACAACAACAACAACAACAACACCACCAUCUACAACAACACCAACAAAUAUCAAUAAUAAUAAUAAUAACAAUAAUAGUAGUAGUAGUACAAGUAGUAAAUAUAAUGUUUUAAAUCUAUCUUCACCAAUGGCGACAGCGACAACAAAGAAAUCAAUUGCUGGACAAAACAGUAGUAAUAAUAAUGCAGAUAAAUAUCAAAAGAGUAAUAAUAAACAAUAUUGGUGUUGGUUGCUAAAGGAAUAUAUUAGAUUAGGUCAUGCUAAAUCUAUGAAUCGUGUGAUAAAGAUCAUAGAUCAAUUGGAAUCCUAUCCAUUCAGUUACUUUAAUAAUAUCUAUCACGACGACCAAAAGAGCAACACGAUAAACAGCAACAGAAACAACGUCAUCUCUGAUAAAUACAUGAAUGACAGAUACUACUACACCUACAACAACGUGGAUCUAGUCGAUAUAAGACGUCUAUCAUUCCCAUUCCUCUACAUCCCCAAUCUUCUCCGGCAACGAAGCGAUCUCUUUCAGUACUUUAACAAGAACUUCUCAUUCAGUAACAUUCUAUACGCUCUUAGUACCGCUAAUAUUGAAUCGUUAUUACAACCAAAUUAUUUACCGAUAUCUAAAUCAGUACCGAUUGUACCAUUUCUACUGACGAUGGUAUAUUUAAAGUUGUGUGUAUCUAAGGGAGAGGGAUUGCGUGCUAUUGUCGAUGCACUUGUAGAUUGUCGGGCAAAGAUUCAUAUGAUACCUGCCUAUGAGUAUCCAGCGAUUCCACUCGAUGUACUCUUGAACUCGAUACUACUUGGACAUGUGCGUUUCAUCGAUUGGGAUCCAAUCACAUCCGAUCUCAUAAAGACAGAAGUAUACUUUAACGAACUAUUUGAAACUCUCUAUUUAACUGGUAGAGAUUAUUUAACAUUACCAUCAACCAACACCAAUAAUAAUAAUAAUAAUAAUAACAAAUCAACAACUUUAAAUUCAACUUUAUCUUUAUCUCCUUCUCUAAACAACAAAUCAACAACAACAACAAUAUCAUCUUCUACUUCUACUACUUCUUCUUCUUCACCUUCAAAUUCAAAUGUAAUAUCAAAUUCAAAUUCAACAACAACAACAAGUACGAGUACAGGUACAGGCAGUGUAAAAAGUUCAACAAGUAGAUCAUUACCAUUGCUAAGUAUUCCGAGUGAAGAUUAUAAUCUAAAGACAAUCGAUAUCUAUUUGAAUGACAGCAGGAAGAUCGUUUACUACAACAUAAACAAAGAUAGUAGCACUGUUUCACAACUACAAGAAAUAAUGAUUGUAUUAGAGUCUUGUCUAAGACUAUCGCUAAAUUGGAUAUCAAAAGUAACUGGUAUACAAGGUGAGAGUUUAGAUAAAGAUAGUUGGUGGAAUAAACAACCUGAACAAUUGAAUCUAUCAAUGAAACUUUGGAUUGGUUUAAUGGAUAGAAUAUUCUCAGAGAUCAUCAAGGAUCCGAAUGCAGAUAAGCUACGUUUGAUUGGUUUGAUUUGGUUGGGUAUUUCUAUAUCGUUGGAUGAUGAAUCAUAUCCUCUAUUUAUACAUUAUAUCAAUAAGUAUCCUGAUAAUCUAAGUGAUAUAACAAAAUCAACAUUAAUUAUAAAGGCAAUUGGAUUCGCAUUGAUUGGUGUACAAACGAUUGAACAAACGAUCGAGCUCGUUGGAAUGAUGUCAUCACUCUGGGAUAAUCCUAUUCACCAACCAAACACACCACCGACAUUGGAACAUGCAUUCUUAAUCUACAAAACGAUUCACUCUGUAUUCAACAACAAGUUUAAACAACAACAGACACUACAACAACAUCAACAACUUCAACUUGAAAAUGAAAUAAUAGAUUGGACAAAAGUUGUUUGUGAUGAAGCAAACAAUAUAUUUUAUCAUUCAAAUUUAAUUCAAAGUAGUAAAUGUAAAUUCAUUCCAAGUGAACAAAGAAAACAGAUGAUGAGCCAGAUUCAAGAGAUAUUCUACACCUCUGUCAAUCAAUCAAAUCAUCUUUCGAAACAUCAAAAGAUUGGUGUUGCAACUGCCUACUCUAUGAGUAAGAUUGAACCAUUCCAAGAUAAACAAGCAUGUCAUAAUAUAUUAAAGAUAACAUUAGAUGUUUUAUUGGAAGAGAUCUUGGGUAUCAAUUGUUGUUUGAAUGAGUGGUUGGAGAAGCCAUCUGAUAUUAGUAAUCUUGUUAUCAAAAAGAUAGAAUCUCAUAGAACUGCACCGAUCUUUACCGUAUUACCUUCAUUUGUUACUUCUAUUACAACGUUAAUAUUGAAACAAACCUAUCAUUCCCAAGAGGUAUCAUCGAUUCAAAGAACAUUAACACCUACUUUAACGGGUAUUGUUAGAUGUUUCUCAUUUCUAUUCACUGAUAUUGCUAAAUCGUUGACUCCAAUCGAUAGUGUCAUGGGAAUUGAGAUAUUCAGUCAGAUUGGAUUCAUCACUGACGAUGACAUACCGAUUGCCAAUCUAGCUAUCAUGUCGCUAGUCAACAACGUUAGCAAAUCAGAGUGUGCAAUCACACGUGUCGUUGACAAACUACCAAUCUAUUUAACAGUUCCAAAAGACGAUAGUAUUGCUUGCUCCAAGGUAGUAAUCUAUUUGCAUGCUCUUGAGAAUCUAAUCACCAAGGUUCCACACAGUCUAAUUAUAAAUCACAUCGUACCAAACCUGUUUGAAUAUAUGGAAUACCCAAAUGAAAAGAUUAACAAACUAUCUCAUAUGAUCAUGGCAAAGAUAUUUACAAUCCCAGACUUGCAACUGACGAUAAAGAUGGUACCAAAAUACUUGUCUAUUGCUUUAAGAACAUUCCCAACAUUCACAAAGAUUACAUCUAUAUUUACAGUACUAGUUAGUAUUAUCGAGAAUAAUUCACCUACCAAUCCGGUUGUGUUGUACUCUAUCAAGAUGCUUACUGACCAAGUUUUGAAUAUGAUGCCACAAGACAAACAAAAGACAUCGUUGAAUGGUUCACUCAGCAAUUUGGUUCAUCUGCUAUUCUCAACACUCCAGUUUAUAGAUGCUCAAAUAUUGAAGCUGGUCCUCGUAGAUAUUAAGGAUGUCAUCGACAAGGCACCAAACUUUAAGAUUAAAACUGAACUGUGCACGCUUUUGCUUUCAGAGAUCACCGAAGUAAAAAUUGAUUUAUUAAUUUUUACUUUUUCAUAA